Durusdinium trenchii is the source of this 1936-nucleotide messenger RNA. NCBI's taxonomy places the organism in Eukaryota, Dinophyceae, Suessiales, Symbiodiniaceae. The record is from the annotation of a GenBank genome assembly.
AGUCAGAUCCGAUGUGUCGCAAAAAGAAGACACGUGACAAAGUGGUGAGACUUCCAAGAGAUGUACCAACAUAUUGGCCGCUUGCCACGAAGCCGUCCGAGUGGCCCAAAUUCCAGUGACCACAGUGGUCAGACUGCUCAGUGCCAAAUGUCCAGAACACAAAGCGCUCGGACUCCUCCAGCUCCGCAAGAUGUCUUCACACUCUGCGGACAGCAAGUCAAGGUCAAGAACACCUUCCUGGAUGACCUCAUCCGUGAGAAGAAUUCCUCGAAUGAAUCCACCCUGGAAGCUCAUACUUGUCCAGAAUUCCGCCGGAGCGAUGUGGCAAGCUCAGGCAGCUCCAGUGGCAAUUCCGGACCGGUGGAGAGUGGCUCAUCCUUCGCAACGCCAGAGAUGGAGGGCCUGGAGGGCAUGGAGGGCAUCGAUCCUGACUCAGAAGACCCGGAGGGCCUCCCUGAGGUCGAAAGCUUUCUGACCUUGACACCUCCCAUCUCUUUGCGUUAUUCUCAAUACCCGCAGACGAUGCCAAUGCCUGCUAUGCCGCCAAUGUCGACCCCUGAUCUACAGAACCUACACGGCUUGGACUUCGAUGCGCAGCUCUUGUGUGCUUUGCAGGCAGUGCCCAAUGCGCCCUGUGGCAGUGUGCCGCCUGUGCUGCCGAACGGGAAUUUCCCUUUCCAUGAAACGCUGCUGAGCGCGCUGCCUGCGCUUCCUGGGGUGCUGCCUGGGGUGCCUGGCAUGCCUGGGAUGCCACUUUUGGCGCCGGUGCUGAGCACCAUGCCCGGAGGGCCCAAAGAGCCGCUGCCUUUCGAUGAUGUGCCUGUUGGCGCGCCCGGCCUCCCGCCUGUGACGGUCCUGACAGAGAUGUCUCCGGCAAGUGAUGACGUCCCCCAGGAGAACCUGGUGGAGGACAAGCAGACGAGGCGGCCUGGUGCAAAGAAGAAACCUGCCCCGAAAAUUUGGUGCCACUUCUACCUUGAGCCACAGAUGCUUCGUACCGGCUUCGACGUGAAUAAGAAAAUCAUUGGACAUGGGGGCACCAACACCAAGCGCAUUUUCGAGAAGACAGGCGCGAAGAUCCGAUUGCGCGGGCGUGGCAGUGGACACAAUGAGGGAGAUCGCGGGGAGGCACCAGUGCCAUUGAUGCUGGCAGUCACGUCAGACACCAAAAAUGUUGAGAACUUCGUGAAAGCGGUGGAACUCUCUGUGCAGCUGCUGCAGACAGUGACGAGCAAGUUUCCGGAAUUCUGUAGAUCUCAUGGCAAGGUUUGGCUUUUUAAACCGCACAUCCUUCGCCAGGGACUGCGCUUGUUCCUCAGCCUCUGUUUUGGAUUGGAGAGCUUUCUCAAGAUGCGGUCGCACGCCUGCAACCCGUCUCAGUGAGCUAAAUUGAGGCGAAGUGCAAGGUGGUGAUGCUAUGAUGAAGCUGUGACUCUAUUUUUGGACGUACGGGGUGGCUAUGCUCCACAAUCCAGUUGUACCUUGCUACCAUUUGCGAUACCUGCAGACUGUUCAGGUUUGAGACCGUUGAAGUUGACUUGUCUUGAUCUGCUCGAAGCGGCGCGAAGCGGAAGCCAGGAGUCCCAGGUGAUCAUCGGCGAGACAGAGGUCAUCAUGUCCCUGGAGGGCCGAAGUGUCACGCCGGGGUUGAGAUGGUGACGCAAGCGCAAGGAGGCUACUAGGGGAACAAGGACGCUCUUAGGUGGCCUCUUAGGUGGAGGCCAUCGCAAGGAGGCCAUCGUGUGUGACACAGUGUGAGGUGCGGAGUCGGUGAAGCCUCCUGAAGGGAGACGCUGUGGAGGUGUGUGAGAUUUGGUAUCUCCAUUUUUUCCGAAGAAGUCCAUCACUGGCAACAUUUUAUGCAACUAUGAGGGAAUCUGAUGGGCACGACGAGCUAUUGGAAUGCCAGAGAACGGGGUCAGCAUGUCUCCUUGUG